AUGGCGAUCCAAAAAAAGCACGGUAAAGGUCGUUUGGAUAAGUGGUAUCGCCUGGCAAAGGAAAAGGGAUACAGGGCAAGAGCAGCAUUUAAGCUGGUACAGCUGAAUAAAAAGUAUGGCUUCUUGGAAAAGAGCAAGGUGUUGCUCGAUCUUUGUGCUGCACCAGGUUCAUGGUGUCAAGUCGCCGCAGAAUGCAUGCCCGCUCAAAGUCUAAUCGUCGGUGUCGACUUGGCCCCAAUCAAGCCUAUCCCCCGAGUUAUCACCUUCCAACAAGAUAUCACAACUGAAAAGUGUCGCGCCACUAUUCGGUCGCAUCUUAAGCACUGGAAAGCGGAUACUGUCUUGCACGAUGGUGCUCCGAACGUCGGUACGGCGUGGGUUCAGGAUGCUUUCUCCCAAGCGGAACUGGUGCUCGAAUCCCUAAAACUCGCUACAGAGUUUCUUGUUGAGGGUGGUACAUUUGUCACGAAGGUCUUCAGAUCCAAAGACUACAACCCUUUACUUUGGGUUUUCAAGCAGCUUUUCAUGUCUGUCGAAGCGACCAAGCCUCCGUCCUCUCGAAAUGUGUCCGCCGAAAUCUUCGUUGUCUGCCGCGGUUACAAGGCACCGAAGCGCAUUGACCCCAAGUUCCUUGAUUCCAAACAUGUCUUUGCCGAACUGGCAGAUCCUACUCCCAACAAUGAGGCCAAGGUUUUCAACCCUGAGAAGAAGAAGCGGAAGAGAGAGGGUUAUGAAGAGGGCGAUUGGACACAAUUUAAGGAGAUCCCUGUAACGGAGUUCAUCAACACCACAGAUCCGAUUGCGAUUCUCGGUUCGUGCAACAAGCUUAGUUUCCAGCAACAACCCGGAGGAGACCUUGCUUUAGCCACUUUGGAUCGACUUCCAGAAACCACCGACGAGAUCAGGAAUUGCUGUGAGGACCUGAAAGUUCUGGGUAAGAAAGAAUUUAGGAACCUUCUCAGGUGGCGUCUCAAGGUUCGCGAGAAGUUUGGACUGGUAGUAAAGAAGGGACAAGCCAAGGAUGAUGAAGCCGAAGAGGUUGCCGAGAUUGCUCCUAUGGAUGAUGAGCUUGCAAUCCAAGAAGAACUUCUCCGUCUUAAGGAAAAGGAGAGUGCUAGAAGUAAGAAGGAAAGGCGCAAGGAGAAUGAGAGGAAACGCAAAGAGAUCGUUCGAAUGCAGAUGCACAUGACAACUCCUAUGGAUAUUGGAAUGGAGCAACUGGGUCCCGGAGGGGAGGAUGCUACAUUUUCUCUCAAGCGCGCUGAGAAGGCCGGUGCGGCCGCUGCCAUGGCAUCAGGCAAGGAAUUGGCUGUCAUUGAGAGCGAAAGCGAAGAGUCCGAGUCCGAAACGGAAUACGAUGAUAGCGAUGAUGAGGGGGAUCGGUUGGAGAGAGAACUUGACUCGUUAUAUGAGCAGUAUCAGGAACGCAAAGAAGACAAGGACUCGAAGUUGCGAGCGAAGAAAGCUCGGAAAGACUACGAGGCGGACGAGUGGGAAGGAUUCUCUGACUCGGACAAAGAAGGAAGCGAUGACGAAGAAGACGAAGCAAAACCCAACGUUCCUGUUGUUCCUACCAAUGGUGCUCUAUCCAAUAACGCUGCACUGUUCUUUGACCAGGACAUCUUUCAAGGUUUAGACGAUGUUGAGGAUGAAGAGGACGAAGCAGAGGGCACAAACAACAUGACUGUUGCGAACGAGCGGGAAGAGCAACAGGAAGAGGAAGAGGAAGAGCAGCCGAAAAGUGAAGCUGCUCCUGAGAAAAAGAAGAAGGUCAAGGAAACGGCAAAUAGUAAGCCGUCUGAAGACUCUUCUGAUGAUGAGUACGAGGACACGGAUGAACCGCGCAAAAAGAAUGGCCAACUCGACAUUGAUAUCAUUACGGCAGAGGCUAUGGCACUGGCUCAACAAAUGGCUACUGGAGAAAAGAAGUCACAAGAUGUGUUCGAUGACGGAUUCAACCGCUAUGCGUUCCGAGACGUCGAUGGUCUCCCGGAGUGGUUCCUCGAUGACGAAAAUAAACACAGUAAACCAAACAGGCCAAUCACCAAAGCAGCCGCAGCCGCAAUCCAGGAGAAGUGGCGCGCUAUCAACGCACGGCCUAUCAAGAAGGUGAUGGAGGCCAAGGGCCGCAAGAAGUUCAAGGCAGCACAGAGGAUCGAGAAGUUACGCAAGAAGUCUGCCUUGCUGGCGGACGAUGAAACAAUGAGUGAGAGAGAUAAGGCGCAGGCGAUUGCGCGAAUGAUGAGCAGAGCGGCCAAGAAGAAGCCCAAGCAGAACGUGAAACUGGUCGUUGCCAAAGGAGGUAACCGGGGUAUCUCUGGCCGGCCUAAAGGCGUCAAGGGCAAGUACAAGAUUGUGGAUGCGAGAAUGAAGAAGGAUGUGCGGGCUCAGAAGCGCUUGGCGAAAAAGAAGCAAAAGUGAACUGUGAAGUGAAUGUACAUAGACUAGCUAGAGAAUCUGAUACCCGUGACCGCAGCUGUAUACUGAA
This is a messenger RNA of Aspergillus nidulans FGSC A4, 2488 nucleotides long. RefSeq names its product rRNA methyltransferase spb1 (gene spb1). Gene Ontology annotation, molecular function: methyltransferase activity; rRNA (uridine-2'-O-ribose)-methyltransferase activity; rRNA (guanosine-2'-O-ribose)-methyltransferase activity. The record is from RefSeq and is a predicted model, not a curated record. NCBI's taxonomy places the organism in Eukaryota, Fungi, Ascomycota, Eurotiomycetes, Eurotiales, Aspergillaceae. Gene Ontology annotation, cellular component: preribosome, large subunit precursor; nucleus; nucleolus. Gene Ontology annotation, biological process: rRNA methylation; rRNA processing; maturation of LSU-rRNA from tricistronic rRNA transcript (SSU-rRNA, 5.8S rRNA, LSU-rRNA). The coding region runs from base 1 to 2421 and encodes 806 amino acids. The transcript has 4 exons.